Molecule: messenger RNA, 1918 nt
Organism: Hyla sarda
Lineage: Eukaryota; Metazoa; Chordata; Amphibia; Anura; Hylidae
Gene: HMBS
Product: hydroxymethylbilane synthase
Exons: 14
Coding region: 156-1199 (347 amino acids)
Biological process (GO): heme biosynthetic process
Cellular component (GO): cytoplasm
Molecular function (GO): hydroxymethylbilane synthase activity
Source: RefSeq, a predicted model, not a curated record
CGGAAGUGACGCAGAAGGGCGCUCUCUAAACGUUCUAGAGGGUGACGGCUUGUAGCUGUGGUGGUGCCUGUAACACCGGCAGUGGACUAUGCCGGAGUGUAGUUCACCUCUGCAGCAUACUGGACCGGAGCACUGCGGAACCUAGCGGAGACAUCAUGGAACGAAGAAAUUUGAUACGAGUUGGCACACGGAAGAGCCAGCUGGCACGUAUCCAGACAGACAGCAUAGUAGAAAUGCUGAUCAACAAGUUCCCUGAUGCUCACUUUGAGAUUGUUGCCAUGUCAACGACAGGAGACAAGAUUUUAGAUACUGCGUUAUCUAAGAUAGGUGAAAAGAGUCUAUUUACAAAGGAACUGGAGAAUGCUCUAGAGAGAAAUGAGGUUGAUCUUGUUGUUCAUUCACUUAAAGAUUUACCAACAACUCUACCUCUUGGCUUCACAAUUGGAGCUGUAUGCAAGCGUGAAAGUCCGUAUGAUGCAGUUGUUCUUCAUCCUAAGAAUGUAGGACAUACAUUGGAGAGUUUGCCCAAAAAUAGUACCAUCGGAACAAGCUCUCUUCGUAGAGCAGCUCAGCUGAAGAAACAGUACCCUCAUUUAGAGUUCAAAGAUAUUCGGGGUAAUUUAAAUACUCGUUUGAAGAAGCUGGAUGAACAAAAUGAUUUCAGUGCAAUUAUUUUGGCUGCUGCUGGUCUCCAUCGCAUGGGCUGGGAGAAAAGAAUUGAUCAGAUCCUGUUACCUGAGCAAUGUUUGUAUGCUGUGGGUCAGGGUGCAUUAGCUGUAGAGGUUAGAGCCAAAGACCAGGACAUUUUGAUUAUGGUGUCUGCCUUACAGGACCCACCGACUGUGUUGCGCUGCAUAGCUGAAAGAGCAUUCAUGAAAAGACUGGAGGGUGGUUGCAGUGUGCCAGUAGCAGUAUCCACAGUAAUCAAGGAUUCUCAGCUGUAUCUUACUGGAGCCGUUUACAGCCUUGAUGGAUCAGACUGCCUAAAGGAGACAAUGCAGAGAACUGUGGUGUUUCCAGAUGAGGAGGUCGAUGGACCAAAUGACGAUAGUCAGCACGUAGGAAUUACAGCACUUGGUGUACCACGUAAAGCCUUGGAGUCAGCCGAAUAUUUAGGAACAGAACUAGCAGACCUGUUGCUGAGCAAAGGGGCUAAAGAGAUUCUGACUGUAGCAAGACAGCUAAAUGAUGCCAGAUAAUACUCAACAUAGAAUAUAUCUUUUGCAAAACAAUUAAACAUAAGUCAUUAGCUUUUUUCGGUUUUCUUACUAUUACUGUUUGAUCGCAUUCAUAUUAGGCUUCCACUCUCUGGCAGACAGGACUAAACCGCCUACUGACAUAUCAUUGCGGGAUCUGUGCCAUACCCCAUCUAUUUGAAUGAGCUGACUGAGGAAGGCAGCAAUUGCCAAAAUGCUUCCUAUACCUGUACUAUUGACAUCUUGAACAUGGAACAAUAAACUUCAUCUUAUUUAGCAGUAUUGGUGAGUGCGGAGUCUACUUUCAACGUAGUCAGCCAGUAACUCCGGUCUGGUCCUUUUUCUGACGGUAUCUGUUUUUUUCACUGGGUGGAAAAGCAUGGUCUGGUGCAGUCACUAGCUGAUUCUGUUUGGCUCAUUGAAAUGAAUGGGGUCAUUGAAAUUCUCCCACCAGAUCCAGCUGCCAGAGUGUGGAAAUGUAAUUCCAUUAAAUUAUAGAACUUAAAGGAAAAUUGUCAGUAAAGUCCCCCGCACUAACCAGAGUUACUGGCUGGUAGUGCAGGGAACACAGAUUAAUUUGCUGUUUACUAUGCCCGGAUCCGUCCUGUCACUCGCCCUUUAUCUUAGUUUUUGCAGAUAUGCUAAUGAGCUGCUAACUGGCAUGGGUGGGGUUACAAGCACAUUUGGGUACUCUGACAUCGCCGUCGCACCGCCCAACUUAU